Molecule: messenger RNA, 747 nt
Organism: Loa loa (African eye worm)
Lineage: Eukaryota; Metazoa; Nematoda; Chromadorea; Rhabditida; Onchocercidae
Exons: 5
Coding region: 1-747 (248 amino acids)
Source: RefSeq, a predicted model, not a curated record
AUGGAUGAAUUUGAGACAGCGGCGAAACCUUUGUGUGACAAAAUUGGAAAUAGUACUGCAAAUGUGACAUAUUAUGGUGCAUGGGUUAAAACAAAAGCGAACACUUACAAAGAUAUUUUUAUGGGCUGUUGUAAAUCAUGCCAGAUGUUAAGUACAAUCCAAUGGCUUAUCACAUUAAAAACUCAAAUUGUCACUUUGUCAAAAUUUGGUCUUCGACGGGAAGAUGCAUUGGUUUUUCGAAAAGAAGAAACUUUUUUCAUUGAUACAUACUACAUAACAGCUAAACAAAAUCUUGAUAAAAUUCCGGCAUGUGCAUUGUCAACGUAUGAUCUCAUUCCUGUACUACUUGGAAAUCACGUUGGAUUUGCGGCUGGAUUCGAUCGAUUAAACUGGGAAAGUUUACUUUUACGUGCACUUGCACCACGACGUCAAAAACACGUUGGUUAUAUAGGGCGAUACACGUCCGCUAUUGCAAACAAUGAAUGUCUUGUAUAUGUGUUGUUGACAAAACAUUACGGAUACGAAUGUUGUUGUUAUGGUGAUAGAAUUGCCUAUUGCCAAGAACGAGUAAAGAAUGCCAUAAAAACUGGUGCAAAUGAUGGCGUAUUGCGUGGAAAAAAAACUUGUAUUAUUGAUAAGGAUAGUUUAGGUUAUAGAUCAGCGGUUAACUUUAGGACUGAUGGGAUUGAAUUCAGAGGCGAUGUGCACAAUUUAAUGAAUCAUAUGGAACGAACUGUAAUAAAUUAA